Terrapene triunguis (Three-toed box turtle) is the source of this 3360-nucleotide messenger RNA. It is a transcript of the gene FEZ2, whose product is annotated as fasciculation and elongation protein zeta 2. The transcript has 8 exons. NCBI's taxonomy places the organism in Eukaryota, Metazoa, Chordata, Testudines, Emydidae. Bases 1283 to 2311 code for a protein of 342 amino acids. The record is from RefSeq and is a predicted model, not a curated record. Gene Ontology annotation, cellular component: cytoplasm; axon.
AAGCCCCAAAUAGCGGGACUGUCCCUAUAAAAUCGGGACAUCUGGUCACCCUACCCACGGCCAGGGGCUCAUCCUUCGCCUGGCAGUCCUGGCCUGGGGGUUCAGCUCGGCCCUGCUCAUUCACUCCCGGGAUUUCAGAGCUGCAGAGGGUUCCCUCCUCUGCCGCAGCACCCGUGACACCCAAUCCCUGAAAGCACAGGGUGGGAGCUGUAGUUUGCAGUCCUGGCAGAUCACAGCAGAGACACACACACUGCAGCCUUCCCUGUACCUUGUGCCUGCAGGGGUCAGGUGCCAACAGCCCCCAGCAAAAAAGGGUGAUCUCUGUAACUCCACGAUCACAGCCCCGCUCACUCCUGUUUGGAAUGGCUGGGCUACAACGACUUCCCUACACUGCCCCAAGAGCCAUUCAGCAGCAGGGUAGCCUGCCCCAGGGCCGGGGGUUUGUCCUCCCCACUGUCCUGGCCAUAGUUCUCUGUGCCACGUGCUGUGGAGAGAAGGGGUUUGGGUUACUGCAGUUCAGCUCUCCGGGUUUUGGCUACGGUGAUCACGCUGCACUGGAUUUCAGCUUGGUGAUUUCUGAGCAAUUCUCCAACCUGUCCAGGUGGAUGAAUUCUAACCCUGCCCUCCCAAGUGCUACGCCCCCUCCCAGCUGUAAACCUUAUCAGCGCACCCUGCCCACCUAUAUCCCAGGCCUGACUGAAAACACUGACCAGGAGCGGCCCGAAGUGCCCCCAGCCUGACUGGGAACCACUGACCUCUGCCCGUCCAGCGGGACCUUCCAAGGCGCGGCCGAGUCGGAGCAGAGGCUGAACCUUGCUGAGGCCCAGCGCUGGCAGAGAAAGGGGGCGCUGCCUAGAGGAGGCCGGGGCUAGGGUCACGUCCCGGGGGUAGGAGGAGCGCGGCUGCUGGGGUUACCUGUCUGCCGCAGCUCGGUUAACGGCCCCCGUGCUGCGAGCGCCGCGCCCCUCCCCGCCCGCCAGGGCAGGAGUCAGGCCGUUCCGCGCACGCGGCGCGGGGGGCUCAGGGUUUCGCCCAACGGUCACUCGGGACGGGGGCGGGGCUGGCUCCUUUCCGCUCUCCCUGUUCCUAGGACCCCAGCGCCGGCCCUGGCCUAUGCCAGCCGCGCGGCCGCCUCCGCCGUUUGCAGGCGGCUUCUUUGGGCGCCAAGGCCCCCAGCGGGCCUCUUCGGCCCGGGACCGGCCCCGCCCCGUCUCCGCUGCAGCGGGAGGAGCCCCGGGAGCGCGCUCCGCCGAGCGCGCAGCCCGGUGUCUCGGUGGCGGCCAUGGCGGCGGCCUCGCAGCGGGACCCCGGGGACUGGCAGGAUUUCUCCGGCUUCCAGCCCCCCGCAGGGAGCAGCCCCGAGCCGGCCCGGGACGGGGGCACUUGGGGGCCCGGAGCCCUGGGGGACAAGCUGCUCCUCUGCUUCAAGCCCCCCCCGCCUCGGGACGGCGGCAGCGAGAGCCGGGUCCCGCUGCGGCCCCUCAGCGAGCAGAGCGCCCUACAGGAAGACGAGAUUUGGAAUGCUUUGACUGAUAAUUAUGGUAAUGUAAUGCCAGUUGAUUGGAAGUCCUCCCACACCAGAGCUUUGCAUAUGCCAACACUGAAUCUCUCAGAAAAAGGGUUAAAUGAACAUUUGAACCUUGACCUAUCAGAUGAUGAAGAGCUUCGAGAACAGCUGGAUAUGCACUCUAUUAUAGUUUCCUGCAUCAGUGAUGAACCUCUGUUCACAGCAGAGCAGGUGAUUGAAGAAAUAGAGGAAAUGAUGCAGGAAUCACCUGACCCAGAAGACGAAGAAACACCCACCCAGUCAGACCGGCUCUCCAUGCUUUCCCAGGAAAUUCAAACACUCAAGAGGUCCAGUACAAACAACAGUUAUGAAGAGAGAGUACAAAAACUGUCUGUUGCUGAACUAAAUGAACUACUAGAAGAAAUUGAGACUGCCAUUAAGGAUUAUUCUGAGGAGCUGGUACAGCAGUUGGCUCUAAGGGAUGAGCUGGAGUUUGAAAAGGAAGUGAAAAAUAGCUUCAUUUCUGUCCUCAUCGAAGUACAAAACAAACAGAGAGAACACAAAGAAACAGUGAAGAAGAAGAAAAAGCUGAAAAAUGGUAGUCCUCAGAAUGGCAAACAAGAAAGAGGUCAUAUGCCUGGAACAUACUUAACAACAGUCAUUCCUUAUGAGAAGAAAAGUGGACCCCCCUGUGUUGAAGAUCUACAAACAUUAACCAAAAUCCUUUAUGCUAUGAAAGAGGACAGCGAGAAAGUGCCAAGCUUAUUAACAGACUACAUUUUAAAGGUUCUGUGUCCGACAUGAAAAGUGCUGCUUUACUUCAGAAGUAACCAUGCUCCUUCCUGUGACAAGAAGCUUUCCAGAGAUAGUUCAUAGUAUUUUCUUUUCAUUUGGCACUGUAUCUAAACCUGUAUGUAUUUACUUUCCAUGUCUGUUUGGAUUUUUGGAUCAUACAGUAGGCCUUUUGGGCAUGAUGAUAGAAUUUAUGCACUUUUCAUUUGAUGGUGCAAUGUGCUUGAGCAUAGAACAAACAUUGUACAGUUUUACUCACAAGCUUUGGUUUGGCUUUUUAAAAUCUAUUUUACAUUGUGUAACAUAGUAAUCCCUCCCACAUAUUUCAUUGUUGGGGAAAGAAAACUAAACUUUAAAUACUGUAAAUAAAAUAAGCCUAUAAUUUUAACUAAUCUGCAGUAAAACUAAAUAAAUAAAUAAACCCUCUGUUCUUAUAUCAAACUUGCAAAAGGGAUCAUAGCCAAGCCUGCACUGAAGAAUUCCAUUGAAGUUCUUUAGUGGACACUCCAAAACCGUGAUAAUGGAAACUGGCACUGAACACUUUUUUUAAAAGCAGUAACUUAGAUUAAAACUAUAAUACUGUAUUGUUCAGACACUGAACAAAUGUUCUGAUGCUCUACAGGAAGAAGAAUCAGUAUCUCUGCUCCCUUUACUUGCUACCUGAUUUACAUAAACUUCAAAAUAUUAGAUGAUAAUUCUUCAUCACUCUUAUUUUCUAUUGGUUCUGUUUUUAAUAAUUGUCUAUUGAGACCUGAUAUGUUCCCUCAUUACUGCUAUCAUUUUAGUACUCAUGUUAAAUAUUUGGUCUUAGGAUAAUAUUUUAUAGGCUGCAGUAUGUAAACAAAUAUUUUAAGAUGCUCGGUGUCCUUUUAAUUAUGUGCAGUGUUUGAGAAAUGGUCAUUCUCAUUUCCAAGACUGUUACAUUGAAACUUUCAUUAUCAUGUACUUAUAAGGCAUCCUACAGAUCUGGCUCCCUGUCUGUCAUGAUGUUAUACCUGUACCUAGAUGUCACUGAUGGGAACAUAUUUUAUAAAUCACAUUAAAUAUCUUUGCUAGUCUUA